UCACCCUUUCGCUAAACGCAAAUUCACGCAAUGUCUUGGUCGCAAGUCACACACACGUUCCCGCCACGCUCCAAGGGCAGCUACCUUGUAACCAACGAGAUUGAGCGAGCCAUUGACAGCGAACUGCGCAAAUACAAAGUCGGCAUGUGUAACCUCUUCCUCCAACACACCAGUGCCUCUCUCUGUCUUAACGAAAACGUCUGCCGCGAGGUACGCGAAGACCUAACAAUGGCCCUCGAUCAUAUUGCUCCUGAAACACUAAAGUACAAGCACACAGACGAGGGACCCGAUGAUAUGCCCGGCCAUGUUAAGAGUGCCUUGGUCGGCGUUUCUUUGAACAUACCGAUCAAGGAUGGACAGCUGGCUCUCGGAACGUGGCAGGGUAUAUAUUUGAACGAGCACAGAACAUACCAGCACAGGAGAACCGUUAUUGUCACUAUGCAGGGCGAAAAGAGAAAGUGAGUCAGGUGCUUUUUGUGGUUGUGUAAAUA
Molecule: messenger RNA, 491 nt
Organism: Kickxella alabastrina
Lineage: Eukaryota; Fungi; Kickxellomycota; Kickxellomycetes; Kickxellales; Kickxellaceae
Exons: 1
Coding region: 31-462 (143 amino acids)
Source: RefSeq, a predicted model, not a curated record